GAUGUCUUCUUUUUUUGAAAAACCCUGAAAGUCACCGAUCCCAACGCAAAAGAAAACCCGAACAUUUUCGUUGUUUGUUUAUACUCUCGCCAUCUCCCUUCGUUCAUCGUUGACUAACCGUUUCCUGUUGACUUACUGCUCAUCUUUCUUGGCCUUUGUCUCUGUUGAUUUUUCCUCUGUUAUCGCCGUUUCAGGUUUAUGUAAACUCUGCUCAUCCUUACAAGCUACUUUUGCUUGUCUAAGAAUUUCACUUAUCAAUCACAGAUCACAUCAUAAUCAUUUCAAUUUUCAUAAACAAGUGAUUAAAAUUUUGUUUAUUUCAGCAACUUUUUUUAGUUUACAUAUCAGUUACACUGUUAAAGUCCAGCACGUUCUUGCUUGAUGUCCAGAAUGAUAAACAAAACUUUGAACAGACUGAGGCAUUUUGUAUGGGUGUUCGCAUUAAAGCACAAGUGAAGAAAGCCAGUGAAACCAACUUUCAUAACUAAUAACCCGUAAAUUAUUAUGGUGGUUCUAUCUGAAAUUCCAGAAGGAUCUUCAUCUUCUCAUGUUCCUCCUUCAUCAACUCAUGGUCAUAGUUCAUCAACUGAUGAUCAUAGAUAUGAUGUAUUUUUAAGUUUUAGAGGUGUUGACACUCGUCAUAGUUUCACUGAUCACCUUCACAAGGCCCUCAUUGAUGCCAAUAUCAAUACCUUUUUGGAUGAUGAAGAGAUUGAAACAGGGGAAGAUCUGAAACCAGAACUGGAGACUGCAAUUAAGGCAUCCCAGGCUUCUAUUAUAGUGUUGUCUAAAAAUUACGCUUUUUCAACAUGGUGCCUUGAUGAAUUGGUGUUGAUCCUUGAGCAGCGUAUGACAUCCAACCAUAUUGUUAUUCCAAUAUUUUAUCAUGUGGAGCCCACACAUGUUAGGAAGCAACAAAGUAGCUUUGGGGAUGCAAUGGCUAAGCAUAAACAGACAAUGGAGGAAGAGACAAAUGUAAAUAAAAGAAGUCAAUGGGCUCAAAAGAUGGACCGAUGGAAUAAAGCACUUAUAGAAGUUGCUAAUUUAAAAGGGAAUGACGCAAAUGGCAGGUUAGAGACCGAGUUUAUUGAAGAAGUUGUGAAGGACAUCCACCGUAGAUUACAUAUACACUUAAGGAGCAUUGGACCACAACUUAUUGGGAUGGAAAAUCAUAUUAACUUUGUAACUUCAUGGUUGAAAGAUGCAUCAUCACAUACGACAGACAUACUUACUAUUUAUGGUAUAGGUGGGAUUGGGAAGACAUCUUUAGCUAAACAUGUCUAUGGGCUAUAUUCUCAUGAAUUCCACACAAGCAGCUAUAUUGAAGAUAUCACAAGGAAAUGUAAUGGGAAGUUUAAUGGGUUGCUUGAUUUACAAGAACAACUCUGCAAUGACAUUUCAAAAUCAAGUUCAAUCAAAGUUCAUGAUGUUUCGGUAUACACUGCAAAGAUAGAGAAUGCACUAGCCCGUAAAAGGGUGUUUCUAGUUCUUGAUGAUAUCAGUACUCUUGUUCAGUUGGAUGCAUUACUUGGAAGCAAAGGAUUUCUUCCCGGAAGCAAAGUUAUAAUUACAACAAAGGACAGUUGGUUGACAGAGAGUUGUUCUUUAUUCAAAACAAACAUUAAACCCAAGCAUGAAAGGCAUUUGCUUCGAGGCUUAGAUUAUUUUGCAUCGCUACAACUUUUGUGUUCCCAUGCAUUCAUGUGCAACCAACCCAAGGUGGGAUAUGAAGAGGUGUCUGAUAAGCUUGUUAUGUAUUGUAAAGGACAUCCAUUGGCUCUUGAAGUUUUGGGAAAGUCUUUGCAUAAUCGAGAUGUAUCUUAUUGGGAAGGGUGCAUUAAAGGGUUAAAGAAAGAAAUUAGUUCCCCUAUAAAUAAUGUCUUGAAAAUGAGCUUCGAAUCCUUGCCAUCCAAAAAUGAUAAGGAGUUGUUUAAGCAUAUUGCUUGUUUUUUUGUUGGAACAGAUAGAGAUUUUACCGAAACAAUAUUAGAGGCAUGUGAUAUAAACACAAGAUCCGGGAUCACGAAUCUCAUUGAUAGAUGUCUCCUUAAUAUUGGAUUUAAUAACGAAUUGAGGAUGCAUCAGUUGGUUCAGGAGAUGGGAAGAUUUGAAGUACGUCAAGAAUCACUUGACAAGCCAUGGAAGCGAAGUCGAUUAUGGUGUCAUAAGGAGUCAUUCAGAGUGUUGAAACAAAAAAAGGGUAAGGGAAAUCUUGUAGGCCUUUCCCUUGACAUGCGGAUGCUUGAGAAGGAAAAGUUGUGUGCAUCAUUUGAGUUGAAAACAGAUGCAUUCAACAACAUGGAUAAGUUGAGGCUACUUCAACUCAAUUAUGUGCAUAUGAAUGGGUCUUAUGAGAACUUUCCAAAAGAAAUAAGUUGGUUGUGUAUGCAUGGGUACCCUUUACAGUCUUUACCUUUAAACUUACCUAUACAAAAUCUUGUCGCCCUUGACCUGUCAUACAGCAAUAUCAAGUCUUUUGUCGGUUGUUAUAGUAAUCCACAGCGAUUUAAUGUGGACGCUGUUUCAAAAAAUUUACUUUUUUUUAUUUGUUUGUAUUGGCUUUUUUAUUUCCUCUUUGCCGAUGGUCUCCUACGAAAGCAGUUUCCCAACCCUAUGUUGGGGGAUGCCAACCAUCCUACCUCCCCCUUAUCCCAUCUGUAUGGAAUCGGGCUAAUGUUACUGUUGUUGUAUAGUAAUCCACAACGACUUGAGACGUGGAAAAAGUUGGAUGGAUCGUGCUUAAAAGAGAAAAGGUUGCUAGGAUCACUGAAGAUUCUUAAUUUAAGUUUUUGUAAACAACUUCAUAGUCUUGGUGAAUUUGACCAACUUCCUGCACUUGAGAGGUUAAUAGUUAGAAAUUGCAUUGGUUUGGUUGAGGUUUGUGAAUCAAUUGAGCAAUGUGUUGACCUUAUCUUCAUCGAUUUGAGCUACUGCAAGAAGCUUGAAAGACUUCCAAGAAACAUAGGCAUGUUGAAGAAUGUUAAAACAAUGUUGCUAGAUGGUUGUAGUCUUGGUGAAUCUCAAAUCCAGAUUAGGGAUACGGAUUCACUGGAAUUGGGCAAGGCUAACAACAUUGACAUAAAUACAAGAACCUCUUCCCCUGCCUUUGUGGGUGCCAUACCAAGUGAUUUGAAGUUGUUUGCAAGUUCUUUACCGAGUUCCCUAGUAAGUUUGUCACUUGCAAAUAGUAAUUUGUCCACUAAAUCCUUUCCCAUGGACUGGAGUUGCCUAUCCAUGUUAAAGGAAUUAUAUUUAGAUGGCAAUCCUAUAAAUUCCAUGCCCAGUUGUGUGAGAACCCUUCCUAGGCUUGAGAUACUUAGUAUGGAGAAUUGUAAAAAAUUAAAGUCAGUUGAGCAUCCUCCAUGUACACUAAGCAGGUUGCUCUUUUCUGUUAAUGGGGAUCUUCAAGGAAAAGUCGUAUUUGAUCCAGAGAUGUCCCCACUAGAGUUAUCACCAAGGCGGGUGGCUUCCGCAGCUUUCUCAUAUGAAUUUGAAGGCAUAAUCAAAAUCCAACCAAUGGUAUGUGUUGAGGAAAAAGUAUUACGUAGCUUGGGCUGGAGUAAUUUAGACUUCCUUAACGAAAGGCAUUUGGGAGCUAAUUCUCAGGAAUUUGGAACCCAGACGAUGUAUUAUGAAUUUGGAAUAUUCAGCACAAAGUAUGAGGGGGAGGAGAUGCCGAGUUGGUUUAGACAUAGAAGCGUGGGGCCAUCAAUAUCAUUUACCAUCCCAUCAUCAUCAUCAUCAUCUCCAUACAACCUCCUUACAAGACUCAACUUCUGCUUCUCUGCUGACACAUUGAAACCUCCCGAUGAUUGUUUUCCAGUUCCAUAUGGUCAGUUCCCUCUAUGGCCAAUGAUGACAAUUAGUAAUAUAACAAAGAACCGCAUGUGGAUAUACGAACGUUACACGGACAGAUAUUGUGUAGGUGGAAAGUGUUGGGUGGUGUUAAGUCAUUGGAUGUUUGGGAUGAAUGAGAUGGAGGCUGGUGACCAUGUUACUAUUACUGUUACCCUGCCAUAUAAUGAAUUUGUAAAGGAGUGUGGGGUGAGUUUUGUCUAUGAUAAUGGAGAAGAAGAAGAUGUGUUGGGUUAUUACAAGUCAUGGAAUCACAUAAUUGGUGGAGAUCUCUCCCCUUUUCAAACAACAACAGGACAAUACAUCCUAAACCACUUGCGCUUUUUUGUGUCUGGCAUUUAUUUGUUUCCAUAUCAUCAUAAAUUCGUUCCAGAUGGCCCUGACUUUCAAGCACAAAAAGAAUUGUGGUUCAGAGCUUUAUCCCCAAGGAAGCCUGGCAUAAAUGGUGGCGCACAUGAGGCAUACUUUUUGACACCCAAACCUUUUCUCUCUUCGCAUGAACAACAGUUAUACACAACCAAAUAUUAGGAAUGAAAUUUCGCAAUUGGUAUAGGAUGCAACAAAAUAAGAUGAGUUAUAACCUUGCAAUGAAUGCUUGAAAAUGGCAAUUUUAGAAUUCCACAAACAUUGAAUACGGUUAUGAGUUUCUGUUCAUACCUUGUCUAAACACCAAAUCAAAUUCUCACCAUUCGUGUGAUAUACACUUGAGACCAAUUCAUAGAUUCAUCAUGUUCAGUAGAUGUUGUUGUUGGGUAAAAAAUUUCGUUAGAAACAAACCAUUGCAAUUUGGAGAACAAUAUGAAAUUGUUUUAGCAUAUUUGCUUGAUUUAUAAGGAAUCUUAUUGAUAUAUGCCUUCUUACGAUAGGACCAAACAUCAUGUUGACAAUGGAUAAAUUGCCUCAAAAAUUUUGGAAGAGAUGUAUCACAAAGAGUCAUUAAUUCUGUUUAAUAAAGAAAAUGUAAAUUAAUAUAUACACUUCCAAGUAACUAUCUGUAUUCAUAGCAUUUUGUAUUUUAUUGUGUAUACUUACACAACUUUUAAAAUUUUCUUACUUUUCCUUCAU
Messenger RNA from Lactuca sativa (garden lettuce), 4920 nucleotides. Its product is annotated as disease resistance protein RUN1. Gene Ontology annotation, biological process: defense response; signal transduction. The record is from RefSeq and is a predicted model, not a curated record. Lineage: Eukaryota; Viridiplantae; Streptophyta; Magnoliopsida; Asterales; Asteraceae. Gene Ontology annotation, molecular function: ADP binding.